This is a messenger RNA of Drosophila melanogaster (fruit fly), 705 nucleotides long. RefSeq names its product like Sm 7 (gene LSm7). The coding region runs from base 41 to 373 and encodes 110 amino acids. The record is from RefSeq and is marked reviewed. Gene Ontology annotation, cellular component: nucleus. Gene Ontology annotation, biological process: nuclear-transcribed mRNA catabolic process; mRNA splicing, via spliceosome. Gene Ontology annotation, molecular function: RNA binding. The transcript is spliced from 2 exons. NCBI's taxonomy places the organism in Eukaryota, Metazoa, Arthropoda, Insecta, Diptera, Drosophilidae.
GGUCACUCUUUACCAGCCGGCAUUUACCAAAAACAGAAUAAUGGCAGAUAAAAAGGUGGGUGGCAACAAUGACGGUAAGGAGAAGCGCCGCAAGGAGUCCAUUCUGGACCUCUCCAAGUACUUGGAGAAACAGAUCCGCGUGAAAUUCGCGGGCGGCCGCGAGGCAUCCGGAAUCCUCAAGGGCUACGAUGCGCUGCUCAAUCUGGUGCUGGACAACACGGUGGAGUAUCUGCGCGACUCGGAUGAGCCCUACAAACUGACCGAGGAGCAGACCCGCAGCCUGGGACUGGUCGUCUGUCGCGGCACAGCCCUCGUCCUCAUUUGUCCGCAAGACGGAGUCGAGAGCAUCGCCAAUCCGUUUAUAACGCAAUAGUCCAAGGUUUUGUGGCUGGGAUGCGUUCCAGAAUGUAGACUAAGUACAAAGCUCUUUUGGAAAUCGGUUUAAAUAUAUUUAGCGGAGACAUACAUACGUAUAAAUUAGUUCUUAAAAUCUAAUCAGGCCGCAAAGUACCACGUUUAUGAGCCCGCGAAAUUGUUUAAGCUUCUCCAUAAAAUUCAGAGUGUUCCGAUUUUAAAUUAAUGCACUUUAUCCUCUUCAGGUAUGUUACGAAGUUAUCUACGGGUUUGCUUACGGUCAGAUUUUGAAAGCUGAAUCAUCUAAAUAUGCGUAAUCCAAUUUAUAAAUAUUAAUUUUUCUAAACAAUU